Cladocopium goreaui is the source of this 166-nucleotide messenger RNA. The record is from the annotation of a GenBank genome assembly. Lineage: Eukaryota; Dinophyceae; Suessiales; Symbiodiniaceae.
GCUCGCCCGGGUGCUGGUGGCCCGCGGCGCCUUCGCGGAGGCGGAGCCGCUGCAGCGCCGAGAACUGGAGGCCCAGGAGCGGCGCCGGGGCCCCGAGCACCGCGAGACGCUCAUCGCGGUGAACAACUUGGGGCUCGUUCUGAAAAACCUGGGGAAGUUCAGCGAG